AUGCAAUUCGCGCUGCGAGAUCAGUUGACGGAAGCCGCGGUCGUCCCAAGCCGGGUGUACAUAGUUCGCCUGCGCUCCGCGCCUGCCACCGUCGCCUACGCGGGCGGUAUUCCCGGCUACCCUGCCACUGCCCCUACCGCUUCUUCUUCUGCAGUAGAUGGAGGGGCGGGACGAGCAGCAGCAGCAGGAGCAGCAGCGGCAGCAGGAACAGCAGCGGCAGCAGGAGCAGGAAACAAGCCGUUAACCUCCACGAAAUCAGCGGAAAUGGAUUGGCCACGUUGGAAGCAGCGCCCCGGUCCCCGUCCCCCUCGUCCCCCGCGUUUUCCCCCUCUUCCGCGCGCGCGCCUCAACACCCGUGCCUCACACGUGCGCGCAUUCGCCGCCAUGCUCUCGCGGCAGCAGCGCCAGGUAGCCCAGGACAUCCGCCUCCCCGCUCCCAACCUCCUCCACAGCUACACCUACACCAGCAACGCCUUCUCCGCCCUCCUCUCCCCUGAACAGCUCCAAACACUCAAAAGACACCCCAUGGUCGCGGAUAUUCGCCCCAGUGUGGUGAUCAAGCAGCUGACGACUGACUCGCCGCGGUUUCUGAAGCUGCCUGGGUCGCUGUGGAAGGCUGGUGGGGGACGGAAGAGGGCGGGCGCGGGCGUGGUGAUUGGGGUGGUGGACACGGGGAUCUGGCCCGAGCACCCCUCGUUCCGGAAGAAUCGCUCCUCCUCACCGGCAGACCGCCCCCCCCACUGGUCGGGCACGUGUGCGCGCACGUCCGACUUCAAGGGGUGCUCGUCGAAGCUCAUCGGAGCGCGCUUCUUCCUGGCGGGCUUUGCGGCCUCGGGAUUCUCCAUCAGCCCCUCGGGGGACUACCUCUCCCCCCGCGACACCAACGGCCACGGCACCUGGUGUGCCGGUGCAGCAGCAGGCAGGCACGGGGUAAUAGUCCGCCCACCCCUGCGCACCUCCCCAGGAGCAGCCAGUGGCAUGGCGCCAGGGGCGCACCUCGCCGUGUACAAAGUCUUCUGGCAGGAGGCGCAGUCAGGCGCCCUCUUUGCCACCUCUGCCGACGUCGAGGCGGCCGUUGAUGCGGCCGUGGCGGACGGUGUGGAUGUGCUCAGCCUGUCGCUGGGCGCUCUGGAUCCCAGUGCGACCUACUUUACGGACCUCACGUUUCUCUAUGCCCACGCGGCGGGCACGGUGGUGGCAUUUGCAGCGGGCAACGAGGGCUUCCCCGGAAGCGGCUACGAGAUGUACCGAACGAUCAACAACUUCUCGCCCUUCUACAUCACUGUUGGCGCCAGCACCAUUAAAAGGAGAAAAAAUAAAGAGAUCGCCCGGUUCCGAUCCGCGGGGCUCAAGUUGGAUCCCAGCAGGCGAAGCAGGCCUGUGUUUGUUGACUCGUACUCGUUGCCGCUUCUGCGGCUGGACACCCGCUCUGCAGCGCUGCUCCACGCGUUCCUACGGGGAACCAGGACCAGAGCUACUGCCGCGCUCAUUGCUUCUAUUCACUCCAUUACCAAAAUGGAUCCUGCUGUCCCUUACUUCUCCUCCACGGGACCUCUAGCUCCUGCCGACGACGCACCCUCGCCGCCCUACCCCACCAACGACAUCUUAAAGCCCGACAUUCUCGCUCCCGGCGUCAAGCUCUGGUCCGCCGCUCCUGGAAAAAGAGGGUUGAUUUUCCGCCGCGCUGCCUUUGCGAAGAUGUCCGGGACGUCCAUGGCGACGCCACACAUCGCGGGGAUCGCCGCGCUGCUGAUCCAGCGGCGUCCCGCGUGGACCCCCGCGCAGAUCAUGUCCGCGAUUAUGACGACCGCGAGCACGCGGAACAAUAAAGGCGGGAAAAUAAGGGGGUCGACGGGGGGACACGCGACCCCGUGGGAGAUAGGCUCGGGGAGGGAGGGAGGGAGCGAGAGGGGGAGUGAGAGAGGGAGUGAGGGAGCGAGUUCCAUGUCUGCGGCAGAGCUCCUUGCUCUCUCUGACGCGCACCUGUUGCAGCAGUGUGAGGUGGACACGUACAGGGCGUCAGGCCCUGGGGGGCAGCACCGCAACAAGACAGAGUCUGCCGUCCGCAUCCGGCAUAAGCCGACAGGCUGUGUGGCUCAGUCCUGUGAGCAGCGAUCACAGCAUAUGAACAAGGCCACGGCCCUCGUUCGCCUUCGCCAGGCCAUUGCCCUCACAGUGCGCACGCCCAUCCAUCUGCCAUCCUACGAGCCCUCGCCGGGCCUCCUCCGCAUCUUGCCUCGCUCUGCCUCCCAGCCUUCGAAGCUGAAGCAACACCAAAAACAGCAGCAGCAGCAGCAGCAGCAGCAGCAGCCCUCCAAUGGCGACGCUGCCACUGCUGCCAGCCCAACCCUGUCGGAAGGAGUGCCUGUUGGCGGGGACAGCACUGCUGCCAGUAGCAGUGGUGGUGAUGCUGGCACUGGCAGUGGUGCUGGUGGGAGUGGGAGUGCGAGUGGGAGUGGGAGUGGGAGUGGGAGUGCGAUUGGGAGUGGGAGUGCGAGCAAGGCAGCAGCAGUGAGGAAGGUGAAGGAUCGCAUUGGGCCGAACCAUGCUGACUUCCACAAGGGCGCCAGUGAGCUUCUGGACGUGCUAUCAGCCCAUGCUGGGAAUGUCUCUGCUACGGCCACCACCCUCGGUAUCUCGACAGGCGCCCUGUCGAAGCUGCUGCUAUCUGACCGGGGCCUCUUGCAACGAGCCAAUGAGCUGAGAGCUGCCAAGGGCUUGAAGCCUCUCCGGUGA
Molecule: messenger RNA, 2736 nt
Organism: Closterium sp. Naga37s-1
Lineage: Eukaryota; Viridiplantae; Streptophyta; Zygnematophyceae; Desmidiales; Closteriaceae
Source: the annotation of a GenBank genome assembly